This is a messenger RNA of Acanthoscelides obtectus, 660 nucleotides long. The record is from the annotation of a GenBank genome assembly. Lineage: Eukaryota; Metazoa; Arthropoda; Insecta; Coleoptera; Chrysomelidae.
CGUGAUACCCGUGCCGUGCGGAAUGGUUUUCAACUAUUUUCCUUAAAAAUCUAGUAUCUAAUAUAUGUCAACAUGUUGAACCAAAGUGAGAAUUACAACAUCAUGCACCUUCCUUGGGAGAAUGCGUUACAAAAAUGUCCAUAAUUGUACAGGGAGUCAUGUUUCAUUCAAGGGAUACGCAUUGCCCCACUUGGAAGCUCUGCAUUUCGGAAGCUACUUGUGGAAAAACUUGUGUUCUUGUUCAAUGUGUUGAGAAUUACAACAACAAUAAUUCUCAACAGUAUUUGAGAAAUUUUACGUCUCGGAGCAAUACUCCAUCUUUACAAGUUUGUACAUGCCGUGGAAUUAUAAUAUUGGUUAAUUGGCCAGUAGGAAAAACGAUGAAGGUAAAGACGUGAAUAUCAGAAUAUGUCGCCUACCGAACCCACAAUACACUGCAAUAUGAUGCGGACUGCUCAGUUUGGAAGUCCUAUAUGUUGAAGACUACACGUAGAACAACGUUGGACCCACUUAAAAAUCUACGACACUAUAUUUUUAUAAAAAUGCUUAAACAGUUGAUCAUGUAAGACUUAAGACUCAAAAAUUUCAAUAAGAUACACUGUCUCGUUUUCAAAAUAUUUGGCUUGAAAGUUGAUAAACAUAGUUUCUGUCGUAUUAAAG